UGCACGGUUUGCCGCGCGGGAGAAGGCUACACGGACGAACCGAACAGCUCCAACGAGUGCAAGAAGUGCACCGUUUGCAACGUGACUUCCGAAGACACUGAGAGGCCAUGCACCACCAGGCAGGACACUCGCUGUCGCUGUAAAGACGGCUUCCAGAGGGCUGCCCCAUCGGACCCCUGCACGGACGCGAAGGGAGCCCCAGACGUUGCUGGAGCUCUCAUCAGUGCUCUAAUCGGUGUUGCCGUGAUCACCAUUCUACUUGUGGUGACCGUGGGCCUCCUUCUCUACAGAAUCCACCGCAAACACUUCCCCUGGGAAAGCUCUACAAGUGAGACCACACUUUUGAAUUCAGAUGAAGAGCGCCUGUUGGGAGAUGAUUCACAGUGCACUAGUGUCUCCAGUCAUGAUGCAAUGAAGCAAAGCGCAGAGGAUUUCAUCGGUCAAAUGAUCACGGAAGAUCAAGAGGGCAACUGGAAGGACAUCAAGAGGGAGUUGCCAGAGUUGCGAGAGUGGAUCGGCAAAACUCCCUCCCUUUUCCUCCACGAGCUGAAGAGGAGGAAUGUGGUUACAGAAGAGGAGUACUGGAAGGCGUUUACAAUUCCCACCGCCGCCAUGCGUGUGGACUCAAUCCUGUUGCCCGUCAUGAUACGAGGGGAAGGCAAACGCCGAGAGCUGCUGGAGACACUCGAACAACAGCGGAGCAGGGAACGGCAUUUCCUGGACAUGCUGAAGACGAGCCAUGUGUGCUCGCCCACUCUGAACCCCAACUCGGCACAUCAACAGCUUCAAAUUUCUGCUGAUCUCAGCACAGUGACGUGGAACCAGGAAGAGCAGCCUUACUCUGAUCACAUAGAAAGGUUUGAGUGGUGGCCAAUAGUCCUCUGCUUCGAGACCUUCUCGUCGGGUGACCACUACUGGGAAGUGGACGUGAGAGCCUCUAGAAACUGUUCUAUAGGCGUCGCACGUGAGUCGAUUCCUCGGAAUCGUCACGAAAAGUCUGGCAGGCUGGGCUGGAAUGAGCAGUCUUGGGCGUUCAUUCAAUGGGAUUCAAAUUACUCUGCAAGACAUGGCGACCAAUCUAUACCUUAUCCAGAGAUUAAACAUUUACAGAGAGUCGGCGUUCACUUGGACUUUAACGCAGGAAAACUUUCGUUUUACAACGGCAACACCAUGGAGCUGUUGCACUCAUUCAACGACAUUCCAAGUGGGCCGCUCUGUCCGGCUAUGCAGGUGAAGUCGGGCUCAGUCACGAUUUAUGAAGCUCAAACAUUCAAGAACCUGACUGUGGAUGAGAGCAGAGAAGACAUUCAGAUUUGUGAUCACUUUGCAAACAGUGGAGUUCAUCGCACAAACAACACCGAUGAAGAGAAGGGUGAGAGGAAAGAUGCAUUGCUCAGAACGAGGAUGGAGGAACCUUCGGUGGCACGAGAGUUGAUCGGUAGGAGCCCUGCAAUGCUACAUCACGAGUUGCUCGUCCAGGGUCUCAUCACGCAAUCCGAGCUCUCAGAAGUCUAUUCGUUACCCCGUGCGUCAGCACGAGCUGACUUCAUCAUACGACGUCUCGAUCGCAAGCAGGAAGAGAGCCCGCAACUCAAAGGGAUUCUGCAUCAACAUCGUAAAAAGCAAGAAGCAUUCCUGAAAAUGCGGAGAGAGUCGAGCACUUGCUCGCCGACUCUGAACCCAAACACGGCACAUUGGAACCUCCAGAUUUCUGCCGACUUGAAAACCGUCAGGACCUCCACACACACCCAACAUUACCCUGACAACUCAGACAGAUUCGACCACUACCAAGUGGUCAUUUGCUCUGAGAAAUUCUCAUCGGGUCGCCACUACUGGGAGGUGGACGUGAGAGGUUGUGAGAAAUUCAUCAUUGGUGUCACGUAUGACGCGAUACCACGGAAAGGUGAUGCCAAAGCCUUGUAAAAUUGGGUGCAAUGAAGUUUCGUGGAGCCUAAGGAAAUGGGGCAACGCCUACAAGGCGGUACAUAACGAGACGGAAAUAAAACUGCCGGUGCGAGAUGCUCCCAAAAGAGUCGGGGUUCACCUGGACUGGGAGGCGGGCGUCUUGUCAUUCUACAGCGCCGACUCCAUGUCGCUGCUGCAUCGAUUUCACGGAAAAUUUGAUCGAGAGCUGUACCCUGCAAUGGCCGUGCUGGGUGAAAGUCUCUCAAUAUGCCCGUUGCCGUACUCAGACUCUCGUCAUUAGAGAUGAGAGGCUCCUAUCAGAUUGGUCGCCCAUGCGACCUCUGUAUGUACAGUGAGGGAAAAAAAGUAUUUGAUCCCCUUCUGAUUUUGGAAGUUUGCCCACUGACAAAGAAAUGAUCAGUCUAUAAUUUUAAUGGUAGGUUUAUUUGA
This is a messenger RNA of Petromyzon marinus (sea lamprey), 2355 nucleotides long. RefSeq lists its product as uncharacterized. NCBI's taxonomy places the organism in Eukaryota, Metazoa, Chordata, Hyperoartia, Petromyzontiformes, Petromyzontidae. Gene Ontology annotation, molecular function: protein binding. The record is from RefSeq and is a predicted model, not a curated record.